AUAUGGUCUGUUAUCAUUCUGACGGAAGAAGAUUUCAGUCCAAAGUUGAUUAAAUGGGUUAUUCAAGAACUGAAGCAACGUGCUUCUGAAACAGCGCCGAUUCCAAUACAAAGAAAUCCCCCCUCACCUAGAACUCAAUCUAAAUCUAUAUUAACGGUCGCGCUUCAAAAGGCCCAGAAAGCUGUUCACUUUGAUGAGGCAAACAAUGUUGCAGCCGCACUUGAAGCUUAUAAAGAGACUGUUGAAUUAUUAUCACAAGUUAUUGGCAAUGCUGCAAACGAGGCAGAUCUUCUAGAAGCCGAAGAUGAUAGUGCUAGUAAUGUAGAUAAUGAGCCAGACAUAAGUGAAUAUAUACUGAAUAAUGUUACAUCACAAUAUUCUAAUAAUUCAUCCCCUAUCGAAGUUACUUCCCAUCGUACAACUGAAUCUAAUGGUCAAAAAUCUAUAAUAAGUAGUGAUGACUCAAUAGAUCAAAAUUCUUCAAUAAAAUAUAACGAAAAUACUUUACCUUCAAAUGCUGUGAAAAUAGACACUUCAAUUCGAACAAAUGGUGCUAUAAAAAAUGGUAUAGAUUAUCAAGUUAACUCAAAAGAUAAUUUUAAAAAUGGUGAUUACAUAGCACGGCCAAAGCGUUUGUCGGUUCUAUCCCAUAAAUCAACCAUUUCAACUUCCACUACUAAAUCGUGGACUUCUUCAAAAUCAAUACAUGAAAUCACUGCUAAUGGUUCAAAAUCUAUUGCUGAUGCCAGUGAUGUCGCUGAAUCCGUUACAAGUUCCGAUGAUGUUGAUUUUAGUUCUGACGAUUUUGAUUCCAGUGCAAAUGGUUCUGAUGCCCAAAAUUUUGAAAUGUCUGAUACAAAAUAUGAUACUUAUUUAUCUGAUAUAAAUCGUGAUUCUUCGAUAAAAUCUUCUUCUUCCUCAAUUUCUCCUCCAUCCGCUUUAUCACAAGAAUCAAUACAAAAAGACCUUUCUUCAUCUCCAACUAUUAAGGAUCAUGUAUCUCCGUUAGAUCCGUUAGAAUUAGAAAAACAUUCAUCUCCCAAUCCUGCUCGAGUUUUUACUCCUCCUCCUCCUCCAAAAGUUGCUCCUCCAACUUCUUCAUGUACCAGCCCUAAUCUUCGUUCUGAUGGUGUUCCUGUUUUUCAUACUCCACGUCCACCACCAUCUUAUCCCCCUCAGAAUACUUCAAUGCUAGAGAAAAAAGCCGCCGCUUCGUCAAAAAUUUCUUCAAUUUCAUCUACGAAUUCAAUCGUUCCAUUAACUCGUUCUCAUUCUGACGAAGAGGAUGAUAAGGCUUCAGUAAAAUCUACUUCUGCCGAGUCAGUAACUCCUUCCUCUCCAUCAGCGUCUCAAUCAUCUAUGGAAAAAUUAUUCAGUAAAACGUUGAUAAAUAACAGACGUCCCUCUCCCCUUCCUCUGGCUCAACAAAAUAACAAUCAUAAUUCUCGUGUCAUACCCGGUCAUAUUGCCUCGAACUCUAAUCCUGUACCAGAUUCUCCAAAUUUGUCGCGUCCCGUAAGAACUCCACGAAGGACUACUUCGAAUCCCGGUAAUGCUCCUAAAAAAAAUGGUGCCUCACGUUUCUUCAAUAACGCACAUUCAUCUCAAUCUCCGGGAACUCCUGCUACUCCAUGGACAAAUAGUCUUAGUUUCGUUUCACCACCAUUAGGUAGUCCUGGUCUUUCCACAUUCCGAAGUGAUUCUCCAACUGUAUACUCUACUAGAACUAUUGAUUCUGGUUACGCUAGUUGUCUUGUGAACCCUUAUCCUAAUCCAUUAAUUUAUGAUGAAGAUACUGGUGUUCCUGUUAUAUCCAAUACUGGAAUAUCUGAACUUCCACCUAAUGAUGUACACUUGAAACCUUUCUGGCUUAUGAGGUUAUUAGAACGUACAAUGACGACUGGUGGUUACCUGACUCCAAAACUAUAUAUUCCCAGGAAUUUAUGGUUACAAGGACAUGCAAAAUUGACUUCUAUCGAUACUAAGAUUUCUAGUUGUGAUGUUGUUCUUAAUUGUUUAAUAAGGUUAUCAAAGACCUCAGUUGAUGAUAUGGAUGUAUUAGUAAAGGUAUUGGAGGGUAUAGAACCUAUUAUUGAAGGUCUUCAAAAUUCUCUAGCCAGGAAAUUAAGUUAUGUUGAAUCAACAAAUGGAAAAGGUCGGCAGAGUACAAGUACACUCAUGAAUUGGGGCUCAAAAUUGUCUCGUGGCCUUGAUAAAAUGGGUAUGAGCAAUGCAACGAUUCGUAGCGAAGAAGCCAAUGAAUAUGUAGAUGUUUUGUUAAAAGUAUUUCAGAAUGUCGAUGUUGUAGGUUAG
Racocetra fulgida is the source of this 2313-nucleotide messenger RNA. NCBI's taxonomy places the organism in Eukaryota, Fungi, Glomeromycota, Glomeromycetes, Diversisporales, Gigasporaceae. The record is from the annotation of a GenBank genome assembly.